Messenger RNA from Stegostoma tigrinum, 566 nucleotides. RefSeq names its product electron transfer flavoprotein subunit beta (gene etfb). The transcript has 5 exons. Gene Ontology annotation, molecular function: electron transfer activity. Lineage: Eukaryota; Metazoa; Chordata; Chondrichthyes; Orectolobiformes; Stegostomatidae. Gene Ontology annotation, cellular component: cytosol. The record is from RefSeq and is a predicted model, not a curated record. Bases 81 to 566 code for a protein of 161 amino acids.
GUGGGUCCGGAGAGCGGGGCGGAAGUGUGUCCGUCGGGCUCAGGGUACCGCCGGGUGCAGGGCAGAAGUUGGAGGAGGAGAUGGCGGCCAUGAGGAUCCUGGUGGGAGUCAAGAGGGUGAUCGACUACGCGGUGAAGAUCCGCGUGAAGCCAGAUCACACCGGUGUGGUGACUGACGGGGUGAAACAUUCCAUGAACCCUUUCUGUGAAAUCGCUGUGGAAGAGGCAGUCCGGCUGAAAGAGAAGAAACACGCCCAGGAGGUGAUUGCGGUGAGCUGUGGCCCCCAGCAGUGUCAGGAGACGAUUCGCACGGCCCUGGCCAUGGGGGCUGACCGGGGCAUUCACGUGGAGGUAACGGGGAAAGACUAUGAUACUCUGGGCCCUCUGCAAGUCUCCAAAAUCCUGGCAGCUCUCGCCAAGCAGGAGAAGGUGGACCUCAUUCUCCUGGGCAAGCAGGCUAUCGAUGGGGACUGGAAUCAAACCGGACAGAUGACCGCUGCGCUCCUGGACUGGCCCCAGAAGACCCAGAACGGAUCCUUGUGUACACCACUUGUAACUGAGCAUUAA